Molecule: messenger RNA, 6764 nt
Organism: Marchantia polymorpha subsp. ruderalis
Lineage: Eukaryota; Viridiplantae; Streptophyta; Marchantiopsida; Marchantiales; Marchantiaceae
Source: the annotation of a GenBank genome assembly
GCCCAGCCAGCCAUUUCCGGGCUGUCUGUCCGUCGGGGAUCCAGCCAAUUGCUCCCUCAGAAACAUACAUGGGCAUAUUUCACAAAAGCCCGCAGCUCUCAAAGCUCGUCGUUCUGGUUGGUACGAACAAAGAAACCAGCUGAAAGAAAGAGAACGUGAAACUCUUGCACCUGCUGGAUUGGACUGGACUCGACUCGACUGGACUCGUAGGAGCCGGAGGACCGCUGGAAAAGAUUCCGAAUUGCAGGAGAACGCACCAGAAUAGUGAAGCACGCUGCACGCGAGAUUCAGCACUCUGUUGCCAGAAGCACAACGACCAACGGGAAACUGUCGAUGCUCAUUGGACUUGUGUAAAAUCUGGAAGUGAAUGAAUGAAUGAAUGAAUUGAAUUGAGUGAAAUUUCCUGUGGAAUUCCCGUACAACUGUUGCCACUGGUUUGUGGGUAGAUUGCAACUGCGAUGAUGAAUGGCCGCCAACUCAAUCUGACCCCUCGUACUUUAACUUCACGCUCGGUACGUACUGUCCUGUGCUGACUGCUCGCUUCGCUUCGCUUCGCUUCCCUUUUCUUCCCUGCCUUGACUCGAUUCGAUUCGCGGCUCCCAAUCUGAGCUCACCACAUGCUGUCCUCAUCGAAUCCUACAAGCAAGCACGUGCAAUCUUUCGGGACCCAGUGCAUGCUCUUCUGUCCUUUUCUCGUUCGGCUCCAAUCUUCCCGUCUCAGACUCCUCCAAGCCCGAGUACUCCGUUGCCCAUUCCGAUGCCAUCUCGUCCAGCUCUUCCCAGGCGCGAUCAAUGAAUGCCGAAAUGACUAUACUCGCAAAUAAUCACCCGUCCUCGCUCACGUAGUACGCAUCGCACGAGCUUCCUCCUCGCAGCGGCCCGGAAGUCUGAAAUUUAUGCCAUGCAUUCGUUCCAAGCUCGGGUGACGAGCACGAGGAGAAGAAUCUGAAGCCCAGGGUAAGCGCAAAGCGGGUUUCCCAUGGGCGUCAGUGCAUGAACAGCGGAGGGCAUGGGCGUCGGUGGACUCGAUCAAUCGGAGCGAGUGAGGGCCUUGAGCAGAGCAGAGCAGAGCUGAGCUGAGCGGAGCACGCAAGCCCUAGAUUCGGACCAGCUGCAUGCUCGCUUGGGUCGGAAGAUCGGCUUCUGCUUGUGCUGCUGCUGGAAUGGAGUGAAGGCCGAGACUCGUGCUGUGGCUGCGACUGAAUGAUGUGCUCUUUAAAUACCGAAUCGCAGUGCGCGGACAUGAAGGAGGCGACGGACGAAUGCAGGGGGUGAGGGAGCGACGCCAUGCACUGGGACCUAGCGGCCCGGCGCUGACAGCAGUCGUCGUCUCCAGAGGAGCAGGAGGAGGAGGAGGAGCAGGGGGGAGGGAUAUGGAGGCGAGCGCUGCACGGCGCGCCGAGGCUGCCGCAGGGGCAGACGGAAUUGCGGACUGGGCUGCAGCGGAGAUGUCUUGAGGGAGGGGGCGAGACGAGGGAGCGAGGGCGAGAAAUUGAGACCGAGAUCGAGAGGCGCACGGCGAGUGUGCCCUCCUCCGUCCCGCGGCGAUCGAUGGCGAGCAGCACCAGCAAGAGCAAGCCUGUUCGCCAUGUCUACAAAACUGGCGCUGCAGGGUGCGGGGGCAAGGCCGCUCCCACCACGGCCAAGAAUUCUGGAGCGCCACUGCCUUGCCCUUUCUGUGACAGGAUUUUCAAACAGGAUGGGCGUCUCAAGGAGCACUUGAAAAACAAGCACGCUGGCGAGAGUCAGGACGGGUUGCAGGAUGGAUCUGUGGGAGAGGGAACGGAUUCCGUGGGCGAUCUGCCAGGAACAAGUGGAACUGCGGAAUCCGGGUUAACACAUUCAAAUCAGUCGUCCUAUCCUGUCAAGACGCCGAAAACUCUACUCCAUGAAUGGUGUCAGAAGAAUAAGAGACCUGUUCCUAAAUUCAAACAUGUCAGUGUUUUCCAGUUUAUAUCACAGAGGAGGUCGAAGGAGGUUUCCAUUGUCGUAUUGUCCUACCGGAUCCAAAGAAGAGUGAGGACGAUGUCAUAUUAUGGUACAGAGAUACAACCAGUCGAUCUUCUCAAGAAGCCCAACACAGAGCUGCAGUCAAAGGCUUGCACCAUGUCAUGGGUAAUCGAAGGCUUGAUCGUAUACUCCCAGAGGAAUAUCGACAACAGUGGCACAAUCUAGAUGUGGCAGCCGAAGAGCGCAAGGCGUAUUUGAAAGCGCAUCCACCGCAACCAAGGCCAAAGCCAGUACCAGUUCAACGCGAGCUACACUCUGUAUUUAUGAGCGAGGGAAACAGGCGUCUUGUAGAGGAUUUGCUCAAAGGAGACGAGAAUGAGUACACCAGCAGCGAAAAUUUACACUUUCAUUCUGGAGCUAAUCAUAGGGAGAAUACUUUAGAUAGAUUUGAAGAUAUCUCUGCAGUGGUCGAUGACUGGAGCGAAUUAAGCAUUUCAGGGCCGUCGGUUAGAGUGACUCAAAGCACUAGAAGUGCGGGGCACAAGCCAAAUCUACGAGGAGACGUACAAAAAGGGGGCCUCGAUUUCAGAGAGCAUUCAAAGCUAGGAGGUAACAACACGUUGAGAGAAUCCAACAGAACAACUGCCUCGCAAGCUAUUCGACGGAAGCUUCUUAGCAUGGGAUUCAAAACAAAUUACAUAAAUAUGGCUCUUGCGGAGAGAGAAGAAUUGUCCAGUGUACUCGAUUGGCUCAUUCUUAAUGUUCCUGAACACGAACUACCUUCCAGAUUUGCUCCAGAAUCUUCCAAAGCUUCUGUACAGGUGUUGGUGAGGGGAAAGCAGGCAGUUGAAGAUCCGUCUGCAACCACUGCCUGUCUCUCCCAUCUGCAAGAGUACGGGUAUCCGUAUAUGGAUUGCAUAACAGCACUAUCAGAGGCCUGUGGAGACGAGGAUGUUGCCUUAAGUAGACUUUUUGAAAGCACGUUUCAUCCAGGCAGUGUCCUUGUGACUGAAUCCACAACGCAGCUGGCUGACACAAUAGCAGAGGAGCUCAUUGCUCUGGAUUCGAUCUUCGGAGAUGAGUCGUGUUUCAUUUCAGAAUCGUUGUCAAGUUUCUACCUGCCGGUACGGGAAGAAGUUGAAGCUAGCCUGGAAAUGGAGGUAAGAAUUCCGUCAGGGUCACGAUAUCCCUUUGAGGUUCCGGUAAUAGCUUUGCGUAGUAGCGAGCUCCCAGCAGAAUUACUAUUGGCUCUCACGAAGCAACUGGUAGAGAAUGCUGAACGGCUUCUUGGAAAUUCUAUGAUCUUUGAGCUUCAACAUAAGGCUAUAGAGUUGGCCCAAGGGAUCACAGCAGAGGUCAUCAGAUCUGCAUCUUAUUUCCAAUCCGAAGUUGGUCUGGAUAUUCCAAAGUACAAGGUAGAGCAAUACCUUGACGAGAAAGGCUUAUCAAACAAUGGUUCAUCGCAGUCUACCGGCCUCAGCCCUCCAAAUGGAUCUGCCACUCAUGGAAGUGACUCGCCAGUAUCAGCAACGUACGUGCCACCAGCUCUGAGGAGGUUGUCUCCGACGACGCUAAGUGAAGUGAAAGGACAGCCUGAAGGAAAUGUCGCCACUGGACAGUCCCAUCGGCAAGAUUCUGGCAGAAGUAAAGAAAAUUCUGGCCGAAGUAAUGAAGAUUGUGCAGCUGCGGAAUUUAGCAGGGAGUGCUUGAAGCUGAAGAAUGAGUGGGAACAUCUCAGGAGGGGAGGGAGAAAUGAAAUGUGGGCUGCCAGGUCAAAAUUACCAGCUUUCAAACAACGCGAUGAUCUCUUGAGACAAAUUAACGCACAUAAUGUCACAGUCGUUGCUGGUCAGACAGGAUGCGGGAAGAGUACUCAGGUGCCACAAUACGUGCUGGAAGACUACAUCGAGAGAGAUACAGGAGCAGCUUGCAACAUAAUCUGCACUCAGCCCAGACGUUUAUCAGCAAUUGGACUGGCUGAUCGAGUAGCCAAGGAGCGGGGUCAAGGAGUCGGUGAAACUGUCGGGUACUCCGUUCGUUUGGAGAGCUGUCGUUCACAUCGUACGAGGCUUCUGUUCUGCACUACGGGAAUACUGUUGCGACGAUUAUCUUCAGAUCGUGAUUUAGAGAAUGUUACACAUGUGAUUGUUGAUGAAGUACAUGAGAGGACGCUAGAAAGCGAUCUUCUCUUACUGCUUUUGAGAGAAUUACUGAAGAGGGUUGGUGGUAGGCUCCGUGUGAUUCUUAUGUCUGCAACAGUGGACCCAACCCUAUUCGUACGAUAUUUUAGAGACGGCAAUGAUGCCGAUCCCUGUAUAGUGAGCAUUCCUGGGUUCACGUACCCUGUACAAGAAUUGUACUUAGAGGAUGCGUUAGAUCUCACAGGAUUCAAAAUUGGACGGAAUUCUCGCUAUGCUAUGAAGAAAAAAAGUAGCACUUCUGAUUUGUCAAGCCUUACCGCUUCAGCUGAAAGAAGUUCUGCUGUCAAUGAGGAUAUGGACAACUGGGAGUCACUAGCAGAGGACAAUUGUAGGGAAGAGGUCAUUCCGUUGGAUGAGUAUAGUGAGGCUACUAUGCAGUCCUUAAGCAUUGUAGAUCAAAGCUUAAUCAAUUAUGACCUGAUCGAGCUCAUAAUAUGUGCAAUUUUGCAAAGAGUAGAGCCAUUCAAUGCGUCGGGUGGGCCUGAAGGACAGGCUGGUGCGAUACUGGUAUUUUUGCCCGGAGUUGCUGAAAUUCGCAGACUCCAGAGAUUCCUCCAACAGUCCUCUCAAGUUGCGUCCUGUGGAGGUGGAAAUUUGUGGAUUCUAGCUCUUCAUGGAUCUCUAAGCAGUGAUGAACAGAGACGUGUCUUUUCUAGGCCUGCACAUGGAACUAGGAAAGUGGUGUUGGCAACUAACAUUGCAGAGACAAGUGUUACCAUCGAUGAUUGCGUAUAUGUGAUUGACACUGGGCGUCAUAAGGAAAUGAGGUAUGAUCACAGUAGAGGAAUUUCCUGCUUGGAAGAAACGUGGGUUUCAAAAGCUAGUGCCAAGCAGCGACGUGGUCGAGCUGGCCGUGUACAGUCUGGAUUUUGUGUCCGCCUGUACAGCAGACAGCAGUUCCAGAAGCUGGAGGAGCACCAGCUUCCAGAGAUCCUAAGAGUUUCGUUGGAUGGACUAUGCUUAAAGGUGAAAUCACUUCUGGACGAGAAGGUGGAGGUGUCGGUGUCGAGGAUUAUCACGUCGCCCGAUCCGAGCGCGGUGAGGACGUCGCUGAAGAAUCUGCUGGACCUGAACGCGCUGGAUGCGGGCGAGAAUUUGACGCCGCUGGGGCACCAUCUGGUGCGCAUGCCCGUGGACGCGCGCGUGGGCAAGAUGCUGCUGUUCGGGUGCAUGCUCAAGUGCCUGGACCCGGUGCUCACCAUCGCCGCGGCGCUAAGCGGGCGCUCGCCCUUCAUGGCGCCGCCCGACAAGCGCGAGGAGGCGGCGGCGGCCAAGUUGCGCCUGGCCGGCGGCAGCAAGAGCGACCACCUGACGGUGGUGGCCGCGUACAACGGCUGGCUCGGCGCGCGGCAGGAGGGCCGCGGCUCCGAGAGCAACUUCUGCGCGGCGCACUUUCUGUCGCGCGAGACGUUGGCCGGCAUCGAGGCCAGCCGGCAGGACUUCGUGAAGAUCUUGACGGACAUCGGGUUUCUGUCGUCGGGUCUCGCCGGGAACCACCCGGUCGCCGGCGGCCCGCUGGACUCGAACUCCGGCGUCGUGCGCGUGGUGAAGGCGGUCAUCUGCGCCGGAUUCUACCCGAACAUCGUGCGCGUGCACCACCCGGAGAAGACGUUCGUGCAGACGGAGGGCGGCACGGUGGAGCGCACGGCGGCCGCGCGCGAGCUGCGCUUCUUCACGAAGGCGGAUGGGCGCGUGUUCCUGCACCCGGCCAGCGUCAACUUCCACGUCGGCGCCUUCGAGAGCCCCUGGCUCGUGUUCAGCGAGAAGGUGCGCACGUCCAAAGUGUUCCUCAAGGAGAGCACCAUGGUCCCCGCCUACGGCCUGCUCCUCUUCGGCGGCCGCGUGCAGGUCAAGCACGAGAAGCAGGCCAUCUCCGUGGACGACUGGCUCGAGUUCGAGGCCCCGGCCCGCAUCGCCGUGCUCAUCAAAGAGCUGCGCACGAAGGUCGACUCCUUGCUCUUCGACAAGAUCAAGAAGCCCGCUCUCGACAUCGGCUCGAGCCCCGUCGUGUCCGCGUUGAUCCGCCUGCUGACGACUGACGGAUUUUAGACUCUCGUACUGACCUUUGUAGGACUCGUAACGAGUUUGGUAGGAUGGAUACACGAUGAUUUGAGCUCCCUUUGAUUCCAUGGGUGCCAAGUUGAAAUUGAAAUUUUCCCGCUCGGAGGCUUGGUUCAGCUGAGCUGAGCCAUCGGGUGAACAGAGGGCUCGUGACUCGUGAGCAGAGUCGAGAGUGAAUCGAUUUACAUUGCCCUGGCACCCGAGCAGCCUGCCAAUCACCAGGAGCCCUUUGCCAGGGCCAGUGGACAGCCGGCCAACACCUUAGGAAUUGCCUCUUGAAGUCUUGUGUCACACUCAUUGCCUGUAUAUAUCUUCUUGUUAGAUUCCGCCGGCCCUGCCUGUUUCCUGCUACCGCUGACUUGGCUCAGCACGUAUUUUAGUAUGUACUUUGUGUAUUUUGAUCGCGCGCGGGGUGUUCCUGAGGACGUGACCAGCAUUCAUACAUUCAUCCAUUCAUUCAUCACUCCAGUCAAGUGAAAGUUAUCGUUGCAUAUCUGUCGUCGCGGAGUCGAAAUGUUUAUUUCAUGAUCCGUACAUGAUCCGUACAUUCUU